Molecule: messenger RNA, 1092 nt
Organism: Catharus ustulatus (Swainson's thrush)
Lineage: Eukaryota; Metazoa; Chordata; Aves; Passeriformes; Turdidae
Gene: ZAR1L
Product: zygote arrest 1 like
Biological process (GO): translation
Cellular component (GO): cytoplasm
Molecular function (GO): mRNA base-pairing post-transcriptional repressor activity
Source: RefSeq, a predicted model, not a curated record
AUGACAUCUCUUCACCAUUAGAGCGUGGCAGAGAGGGAAGGCAGGCCGGCCGGCCUUCCCCUGCCAUCAGCACACCCCAGCCCCCAGCUGGCCCCACUUUCCCCAUCAAUUAGCUCCCCAGGUAAGAUAAAAGCAGAGCAGGGGGACAGCACGUACCAGAACUUCAGGAGCAGCCCCCCGCUCGGCCGCGGCUGGGACGCUGCGGCCAAGCAGCCCAGCUGGAAGCAGAAUAAGAGCGGCAGCAUCAGCCCAUUCCUCGGGGGCCCCUUCACGCCGCUGCCCUCCGAUUACCUGGACAGCUACCGGCGGGUGCAGCUGCAGGCGCUGCUGUCGCAGGUGGGCCCCGCGCUGGCGCCGCGGCCGCGCCGGGCCAGCACCAAGGAGGCGGCGGUGCAGGUGAGCCUGCGGGCCGACGCGGCCGUGCAGUGCUCGCUGGGGCCGCGCACGCUGCCGCCCGCCCGCCCCUUCAGCCCCGCCGCCCUGCGCUCCCCGGGACGCCUCGCCCUCUACUCACCCGCGCCCGACCGCCGCUUCUUCGCGCUGCCCGACGCCGCGCCGCUCCCGGAGAAGGCGGCGUCGACCGACGAGACCCCGACGGCGGACGGUGGCCCGGCCGGGACCACGCUGCCGCCACGCCAGGAGCCCGUGGGGACGCCGCGGGACGAGACCGCGGCUCCCAAGCAGAGAGCUACCUUCCAGUUCUUGGAGCAGAAGUAUGGCUAUUUCCACUGCAAGGACUGCAAGACCAGAUGGGAGAGUGCUUACGUGUGGUGCAUUUCUGGAAGCAACAAGGUGUACUUCAAGCAGCUCUGUCGCAAAUGCCAAAAGGGCUUCAAUCCCUAUCGAGUGGAAGCAAUCCAGUGCCAGAUCUGUUCCAAGAAUCGUUGUUCUUGCCCUCAGAGGAAGAGACGCAUUGAUCUCAAGAGACCCCAUCGCCAAGAACUCUGUGGCCGCUGCAGAGGCAAAAGGCUGUCCUGUGAUAGCACUUACAGCUUCAAAUACAUUGUCUGAUCCACCAGCCCUCUUCUGUUUUGUGCUUUGCACUUUGUCUAUUGCAAUGUUUUGACUUAAGGCUUUUGACCUGGCAUUGGA